Messenger RNA from Photinus pyralis (common eastern firefly), 1731 nucleotides. Its product is annotated as serine protease snake-like. Bases 451 to 1662 code for a protein of 403 amino acids. NCBI's taxonomy places the organism in Eukaryota, Metazoa, Arthropoda, Insecta, Coleoptera, Lampyridae. Gene Ontology annotation, molecular function: serine-type endopeptidase activity. Gene Ontology annotation, biological process: proteolysis. The record is from RefSeq and is a predicted model, not a curated record. The transcript is spliced from 9 exons.
GCUUGGGAAACUGAUUCAUUUUCCAGUUAUUUGAAUAAAAUUGAAGUAGUUUCUGUUUGCUUGUUGCGUUAGCUAGGCACUAAUCCCGUAAAUUCCCAAAGUAAGUCCACAAUUGCACUAUCGAACUGCUUACGUUAGUGCAAUAGGGAAAGUUGCGUUUGGCGUCAGUUUUUGAAAGCACGUGAAAGAUAAGAUUUGCGCAACCCGCCAAUUGAUUGACACUACGCCAAAUUUUCAAAGAGGGAUGUACAUGGUAUAUCAAUUAAACAUGGGGUUUUACAUUUACGGUGUUAAUAGUUGAUGCAAAUUGUUCUUGUAAACCAGUGUGACAGCUUUUAUGACUAUUCAACACAAACCCGAAUAUUAAUAUAUCUUCGUAGUGUUUAGAUGAAAGAGAAAAGCGUAGUGCAACCCGAAUUUAAGCACAUGUAAAGUGUUUAUGUUUAAAAAAUGAGUUUGAAGUUUGAUCUCUUUUUAUUCGUAACAUCAUGUUUGUUUUUUCAAGCGUCUCCUCAACGUAAUUUGAAUACCGACUGCACGGUUAGAGGAAGUAAUGCAUUUGGGGUUUGUAGACUUAUAACCGACUGUCCCAGAGUACAAGAUGCGGCGAAUCGUGCUACAGCUACUAUAUGCGGAUUUCAAGGGCGGACGCCGAUUGUAUGUUGCGAGGAAAAAAAGAAAGUACUAGUCAACGAUAAUACAUUUCUGGAUAUUGACAACAAAAAUGGAGAUGAAGGCUUCAUAUUUCCUGAGAACAACGAAUACAUAUGGUCUCAAUCAAAUGGAGUUGAAAGUAUAGCCGAAGAGAAAUGCCGGGAAUAUAGUAAAUCGGUGAUGGGCGUUGUAAAUGCAGUUCCUUUAAUAACCGACGCAGAACCGGUUAGCAUCGAUGUGGUAAAUUGUGACAAUUACGGACUUCCGUUGAUAGUUGGUGGAAGCCCAGCUGCUCCAGGAGAAUUUCCAUUCAUGGCAGUACUAGGUUACAGUACUAACGACGGCAUUGGAUGGUUUUGUGGUGGUACAUUGGUUAGUAACAACUAUGUUAUUACAGCGGCACACUGCGCCUCCACCAUAUAUGGCGAACCUGUCAUUGUGCGUUUAGGAGAAAUAGACCUAAAGAGCGACAACGAUGGUACAGAGUACAAAGAUUACAACGUGGUAAGUGUAAAGGCGCAUGAACAAUAUAGACCACCAUCACAUAACCACGAUAUAGCUUUAAUAAAAUUAUCGAAAAAAGUAACUUUUACCAAAUACAUAAGACCAGCUUGCCUUUGGAAUAAAAAUAAAAUCGACUAUAACGUUAGCAUUGCAACAGGAUGGGGGAAAAUUGGAUUUGUGGAAGAACAAAGCGAUAAGUUAUUAAAAGUGGCGUUGGAUAUUUUCGACAACUCAGUGUGUAGCAGAUCAUAUCAUACUGAUACCUCAAAAUUACCUAAUGGUAUUAUCCCAAAUAUGCUAUGUGCAGGGAAACUUGAAGGUGGACAAGAUACAUGCCAGGGUGACUCUGGCGGCCCAUUAACAAUUACAAAACCCAAAAACCGAUGUGUCUCAUAUCUAAUCGGUGUUACAUCAUUUGGAAAAGGUUGUGGAGGCGCCAAUUUGCCGGCAGUAUAUACCAGAGUAUCACAUUACCUUGACUGGAUCGCAAAACAUAUAUGGUAGUUUGUAAAGUGAAUGUAUUAUAGUUUAUAAGUUACAAUGAAAGUCUUUUGCAAAACGUGUUUUUAAGAA